Messenger RNA from Alternaria alternata, 1940 nucleotides. RefSeq lists its product as hypothetical. Lineage: Eukaryota; Fungi; Ascomycota; Dothideomycetes; Pleosporales; Pleosporaceae. Bases 153 to 1661 code for a protein of 502 amino acids. The transcript has a single exon. The record is from RefSeq and is a predicted model, not a curated record.
UACCCAUCUGUGCCCCUCCACAUACAUGAUUCGCAUUAUAAUUGUGCAAGGGCUCAUUACUCAUCACUUUCGCAAGAUCCACGCCCACAAAUCUUCGAUUGAACACCCUCACCUCGUCAACACAAUCACGUCCACAACCAAACACCAACUGAAUGGCCGCCAAAUACGAGUCUGUAAAAUGCAAAUCAUGUGCCAGAGUCCUGGCUGCGGUGUCUGAAACGGGACUCACACCGACAACAUCGCCCGACACGCCACACGCAGGAUGUAGUACAUGUCAGCAAUUCGACUCUCUCUAUGAUGCGAUACGAGCUGCAGAUGCUGAUUGGGCUGUAUUCGAAAACAAGCGCGAUUCCAUCACUAAAUCCUUUGCGCGAGAGAACCACAUGAGAGCCCAUAUGGACUUUGACAACUGGUUGAUGACUGUUGAGGCGCCCGGAUCACCAAGAGACGGACAGGAUGCACAACUUGAAAACAAGGACUCAAACGACGGAGAUAAUACCAAUCAAGAUGAAGAGCAGAUACCUGGAACCAAGCGACGGCGAUCUCACUCUCCUACUACCCAGCGAUUUGGAGACACAUCCGGUUUAGCACCGCAUGAGCGACAAGGUAUACCGCUCUCACUCCGGCCAUCGCCCAAACGAUCACGUAGCGCAGCAGCAUCAACAGGACGCAAGCGACUGAAGUUUUCAGAUUCAGUCCAAUUUUACGACGACUACAGGAGCAGUGAGCAGUUUCAUCGACCGAGCGAAACGUACGUGCGGGGGAGGAACGCGCCGCCUGAAGGAUCGGAGUACAUGGAUACCAGCGGUUCCGGCCUGACGUUUCUCAAGUUCACCGGUAUAAAGAAAGUCGGCGCCAAGUGGGUUGAGCUGAGCGAGGACGAGCUUGCAGGACAGAGCGAAAAAGCAAAAUCAUGGGCGGAAUUGAAAAAACUCGCAGCUGCUGAGCACGCAAUCACUCAAACGGAAGAUGCCGUAGCAAUAGAUGAGCUGAACCAGAAUGAACGUGCUCCUACAGACGCUCGUGCUGCGAGACUUGCGCGGAGAGCUAAGGGAGCUUCGAGCGCUGAGCCAGCGCAAACUAGAAGUCUGAAAAGCAGACGGAGCCGGGAGACAUCACGAAAAGAGAAACAACCACAGCUUGACGGUGCGCCAGAUGGUGUUGAAGAGAUGACAGAUAGCUCAAUCUCUGCCUUAUCAACAACAAGAGCACAUGGCGAUCAUCAUCAAGUUGACGGAAUUCUAGGUCGAGUGGAGAAUAUUGGAGACGACGGUCUGGAGCGAAGAAGUGACGCUGUUCCAGAAACAGCAACCACAGCGGCGAUGUGCGCCGAUCAAGUGCGAGACGCUGCCAAACCCCACGAUGAGCCCCACAUGGAUACGCAAGUGACUAGUGAGGCAAAAUGCCAGGGCAAUGCAGCUAGACCAAGCACGAAUAGUGUGGAGCCCCAAUCGACUGCCUCCUCCGAAUACGGCUCACCGCAAACCUGGUCAAUGGAGAAUACUUCUUUCAAAGCUCACGAUGCAUCUGAAGUCGGCACACAAGAAUUGCUGCCUAAUCUGCUAGGCUUGCAACCGACCUCGACUAAUCAUGAGAGUUCCAAGACGGCAAGCACGGAAAGCCCAAGUCAGCCUUUAGGGCGCUCAUCGCGAUGCUUGUGAGGCUUCAAUGCAGAGAAAUGACUUUCCUCGCAACGAUACGGGAUUGGCUGCUCAAACAAAGCCUGCGCCCUUAGAGGAAAUACUGGCGAUAGAAACUACUGGGCAAGAGCCAUCCGCGGAACAGGAGCAUUUAGUCAAGGAUUUGAACACGCUCCCGUCACCCGAUAAUGAGCCUCAGGAGCAGGGCCAUUACAAUGCGGCUACUGCUAGCGUUGCCAUACCGCAAGACCCUGAUCGCCAUGCUGCAGCCAGAACUUCUACAGAAGAGACGCAGAUCCU